Messenger RNA from Parnassius apollo (apollo), 666 nucleotides. The record is from the annotation of a GenBank genome assembly. NCBI's taxonomy places the organism in Eukaryota, Metazoa, Arthropoda, Insecta, Lepidoptera, Papilionidae.
AUGAGUUUGUCACAAGAGGAACGUAUUAGAAACUGGUUGGAAGAAGAUUCAGAUGAAGAUGUAAUUGGUAGGGAAGAUGAUGAAGAAGGUGGUGAUGAAAUAGAGCCCCAAAUAAGAGAGCACGAAACUGAUACAGAAGAAGAAUGCGAUUCAGAACCAGAAGCUAUUACGGAAAAUCAGAACAUUGGUUCAAGUAGCGAAGAUGACGUUCCCUUGUCUCACUUGCAAACUUCACAGUGUUACGUGGUGCACAGAAAAUUAAGAAAUGGUAGGACUGAAGUAAUUUACAGAUGGAGGAUGGAGGAUUUGCCAGGACCUAAAGCCAUAUGUAGAGUAUCAGCUACUGCUGAAAAAGCCUGGAUAUUGCUAUUUUCAAAAGAAUGGUUAGAAAAGGUUGUUCUUUACACUAAUCAGAAAAUACAAUCGCAAAAAUUUAAUUAUCAAAGAAAUAGAGACUCAUCUGAAACAGACAUGAUUGAAAUAAGAGCUUUGAUAGGUUUAUUAUAUCUCAUUGGUUUAUACAAAUCAUCACACGUGCGUAUCUCGGAUGUUUUCAACCCAGAUGGGACUGGAUUGGAUAUUUGUAGAGCUGUAAUGUCGGUACAAAGAUUUAAAUUUCUCUUGCGCAAUCUCAGAUUCGAUGACAGGAAUACCCGUGACGAGUGA